UUUUUUGUCAAAGCAACAUUCAUUGCUAUCGGAUGUUAAGAGCAUUCCAUGGAAUAUAACAACAAGUGUAUCUCGAGCCGGUUUCUCAAACGUACCUACCCCACCUUUAAGUAGGCUACAACAUCCGAGUUACUUUUUUCCACCUCUGCGUAUUUACUGCAAUUCUGCGGUCUGCCAGCAGGCGGCGAUACCGUUUAUUCAUAGAAAAUACAUCAGCCGCCAUUUUCCCCUGAGCGGAAGGAGGAAGCGCAGAGGGAAAACAUUAAACUCUUGCAGUAAAAACCCUCCAUAAAUAUAUAAAUUCUGUGAUGGACGGCCCCGGGACGGAUAGCGACUGGAGGAGCCCUCAGUUCCGACAGAAAGUCGUUGCUCAGAUUGAAGAAGCUAUGAGGAAGGCAGGAACCGCACACACCAAAUCGAGCAAUGACAUGGAGAACCACGUCUACGUAAAAGCCAAAUCCAGAGAAGAGUAUUUAUCUCUGGUCGCGAGGCUGAUCAUACACUUCAGAGACAUUCACAAGAAGACCCUAGGAGGCCCGGAUCCCAUGAAUGCCCUGACUAACCUGACAGGGGUUGGAGGCCCGGGCGCCAUCAGCAUGGGGCCUCGCCCUGCUGGGGCUCCCGUUGUUGGCAUGGGGGCCAUGGGGCAGAUGCAGAUAGGCCAGCAUGCCAUGGCGGGGGUGGCUGGAAACCCACAAGCCAUCGGGGGUCCAGGACAGAUCCCCAUGCAACAGAUGGUACAGGCGCAGCAACAGCAGCAGCAGCAGUCCAUUCAGUUCCAGCAGUUCCAGCAGCAGCAGCAGCAACAGCAGCAGCAGCAGCAGCAGCAGCAGAACGCCUUGCAGCAGCAGCAGCAGCAGCAGCAGAACGCUGCCAUCCAGCAGCAGUUUCAGGUGCAGCAGCAGCUGAGAGUGCAGCAGAUGCAGCAGCAGCAGCAGCAGCAGCAGCACCACCAGAACCAGCAACUACAGCAGCAGCAGCAGCAGCAGCAGCACCAGAGCCAGCAGCAGCAGCAGGCCCAGAGCCAGCAGCAGCAGAACCAGAUGCACCAGACGAGGAUCCAGCAGCAGCAGCAGAUGGUGCAGCUCCAGCAGCUGCAGCUCCAGCAGCAGCAUGCCCAGGCUCAGGCCCAGGCCCAGGCCCAAGCUCAGGCCCAGUCCAUUCAGCACAUGGUCCAGCAGCAGCAGGUUCAGGCUCAGCCUCAGCCUCAGCCGGGGCAGAUGCCUCCACACGCACAGCAGCAGCAACAGCAGCAGCAGCAGCAGCAGCAGCAACAGCCCGGUAUGGUGCCUCAGUCUCUGGCCGGACAGAUGACUUCCGCUCAGCACGUUCCCAUCAGCUCGCUCAGUCAGCAGCAGCAGCAGCAGCAGCACCAGCUAAAGAUCCAGGCCUUCCAGGCCCGUGCAGCCUUGCAGCAGCAGCAGGUCCAGCAGCAGCAGCAGGCAGCUCAGCAGGCAGCACAGCAGGCUGCCGCGCAGGCGCAGAUCAACGCAGCCGCUGCAGCUGCUGCCGCCGCCCCGGGACAGUUGGUUCGUCCAGGGAUGAUUCCAGCCCGGAUGCCUCGAGCCCUGAAUCCCUCUAUCCCGCCUCCAAACGCUGCAGCUGCCGCCGCGGCUGCAGCUGCCGCAGCUGCCGCCGCUGCUGCUGCCGCUGUGGGAGGACAGCCUAUGACACAGCAGGUACAGCAGCACUCGAUGAUGUCAUCGCCCUCACCUGUGCAGUGCAGACGCCACAGUCGAUGCCCCCCCCCUCCCCAGCCGUCACCUCAGCCCCCCAGCUCACAGCCUAACUCAGCCAGCUCCGGCCCCACACCGUCGCCGGGGGGGUUCCAGCCCAGCCCGUCCCCUCAGCCCUCACAGAGCCCCGCCAACGCCCGGACCCCCCAGAACUACGGAGUCCCCUCACCUGGGCCCCUAAAUACUCCAGGUAACCCCAGCUCAGUGAUGAGUCCGGCGGGAGCCACGUCGCUGGAGGACCAGCAGUACAUGGAGAAACUCAAACAGCUCUCCAAAUACAUCGAGCCGCUGCGCAGGAUGAUCAACAAGAUCGACAAAAAUGAAGACAGAAAGAAGGACCUCAGUAAGAUGAAGAGUCUGUUGAACAUCCUGACGGAUCCAAACACCAGGUGUCCUCUGAAGACGCUACAGAAGUGUGAAAUCGCUCUAGAGAAGCUGAAGAACGACAUGGCCGUGCCAACCCCCCCACCCCCCCCGGUGCCCACCAAGCAGCAGUACCUGUGUCAGCCGCUGCUGGACGCCGUCAUGGCCAACAUCCGCUCGCCGGUCUUCAACCACUCGCUGUACCGAACCUUCGCCCCCGCCAUGACCGCCAUCCACGGCCCCCCCAUCACGGGUCCCAACGUGACAGGCAGGAAGAGGAAGCACGAGGAGGACGAGCGGCAGACCAUCCCCAACAUCCUGCAGGGGGAGGUGGCCCGGCUCGACGUCAAGUUCCUCGUCAACCUGGAUCCCGCCUUCUGCAGCAACAACGGCACCGUGCACCUCGUCUGCAAACUGGAUGAUAAAAACCUUCCCAGCGUUCCUCCUCUGCAGCUCAGCGUUCCUGCAGAUUAUCCCGACCAGAGUCCAUACUGGGCCGACGACGGGGACCGUUACGACGCCAACAACUUCCUGAAGACGGUGCACAGAAACAUGACGUCCAAACUGCUGCAGCUCCCCGACAAACACUCUGUGACGGAGCUGCUGAACACCUGGGCGCAGAGCGUCCGGCAGGCCUGCCUGUCUGCCGCCUGAAGCCCCGCCCACUUCUGUCUGAAGCCCUGCCCACCAUUGCCUGAUGCCCCACCCAUCACCUGACCCAACCUGCAGACACCUCGUCCUCUCUGUGUUCACACCAACCAUUGCAUCAUUUCCGCUAACUUGCUUUCCUGAGUUACUCCAUCAUGAUGGCUAUUUGUAAAGAAUCUGACUCAAUGCAGGACCAAACUGCUUUUGAAAUGCUUGUCUUUCUCAAUGGAGUUUGAUCGUGGCUAUGCUAACACGUUAGCUGCCUAAAAUAACCUCUAAAUACGGCAGCGAUGUUAUUGUUUAUACAUAGAGAUAUUAGGCGUGCCGAAGUAUUUACCCGGUGUUUCAUGGACAAACAGCAAUUACAUUACUCAGGAAUAAAACCCAUUUGGUGAAUAAUCGCUGAGGAGUUCAAGGCCCACGUGAAUAACCAAAACACUGAACUUUGUAAAGCGUCAGGGCUACAGUAAAGAGAAAAUCAGGGAGAGUUUACUGACAAGACCAUGUCUAGGUUUAACCAAAUGCUAAAAGAGAAGCUGAUAAAGUCAGUCAAAUGUUAGUAUUUUCUUGUGUGGAGGACGUGCAAGGUAAAAAAUAUAUAUUUUUCUUGCUAAAUGUCUACUGUAAGUUAUCCGGUGGCCAAUGUUCCUCACCCUGGCAUCCCUUAAAUAUAUUUCUAUGUAUAAUGUGCAUCUCUAAAAUGAUAUAAACUCCACCGCAUUUAACAAUGACAAUAAUCUUUCCUUUAUUUCUAAUUUAACGUCACGCAUCGAAUAGGGAGACGCAUUGCAUUGACGUUGAUCGGGGAAAAAACAUUUAAUUUAUAAAGCACUUUUCAAGAACCCAAAUAAAGUAUACAAUAACAAACAUUUCAUAAAAGCAAACAAAAACAAGAUUCAUUGAUUAGUUUAAGAAAAUAGUCAUUAUGAACCAGAAAGCAGUGUAAUCUGGUUUGGUGUGGACACAGCGUGAGCCCCCCCCCCCCCCCAUACACUACAGAACCUGCAGGACUUUUCCUCGUCAUACAUGUGCAGCUGUCCCAUGAACGCCCCGUGACUGAUAUCUUGUAUUCUGACCCCGACAUUUCUCCUGAUACAUUCUGGGUAAAUUCAGACGUUUGCUCGCCUGCAGAAAGGACUUCUUCCACGCUGCAUUCAGAAGUCCCAUAGACAGAGAGCAGAUUUUAGCAGCUUGUAUAUAACAUGAACACAAAAAGGGAAAAAAACAGUAACCGGACCGCCUGAAAGGUCAUUUAUCCCGAUCUAUAUUCUGCUCCCUGAAUGCAUCACAUUGCUUCUGUUUAUUCUGUUUCCUGUUUGAGAUGUCAUUUCAGUUUUGUACCACAGAAGAGCGCUGUUGUAAAGAAAAAACUCUACUUUGCUUUUCAAAUGAAAAUAUAAACAUAUUUUUUUGCUAUCAUGAAUAAAAACUUUUCUGUUCAACUUUUUAAA
This is a messenger RNA of Gymnodraco acuticeps, 4198 nucleotides long. RefSeq names its product mediator of RNA polymerase II transcription subunit 15-like. Lineage: Eukaryota; Metazoa; Chordata; Actinopteri; Perciformes; Bathydraconidae. The record is from RefSeq and is a predicted model, not a curated record. Gene Ontology annotation, biological process: regulation of DNA-templated transcription. Gene Ontology annotation, molecular function: transcription coregulator activity.